AUGAGCAAAAAGUUCAAGUCGCAGGCAUCCAGCAGUCGCGCGGCUGCCGGCGCCUUUGGUGGAUUCGGAGGGUUCUCAAAUGCCUUCGAUAGUGGUGGCCGGGAGCCAUCGGCGCUAACAUACAUCACCGAGCCGCCAGACUUGACUCGCAUCUCAGAUCAGCAACUCGUGAUUGCAUACAAGAACUUGCUGAAGAAAGAUGAAAUCACACGUACCAAGGCCCUGGAAGAGCUAAAAGAAUAUAUUGCUUCAGUGGAAGCCAAAAAUGGAACCGUUGAUGAGGGCUUUCUAGAAGCAUGGGUUAAAGUCUACCCCCGGGCUUCAAUUGACUUGUCACGACGAGUGAGGCAACUAGCUCAUACCAUAAUGGGCUCUGUCGCAGGUGUGGUCGGAAAGAGAAUUGCUCCCUAUCUUCCCAAGGUUGUUGGAGCUUGGCUGGCAGGGCUUUACGACAGUGACCGACCAGUCCAUCGGUCUGCCCUAGAUUCUCUCACCACAGUCUUCUCGACAGAAGCCAAGAGAAACAGCCUGUGGAAAAUCUGCCAGAGUUCUAUCUUGGAUUUCGUAGAUGACGUUCUUCUCCACCAGAAUCCAUUAACUUUGAGCGACGAGCGGACGGUCAAGCGUGAUGACGCGGAGGCAAAGUAUGCCCGAGUUGUGGGUGCUGCUCUUCUACUGUUCAACCGCAUCUUGGGAAACUCGCCCGAUGAGGAUCUUCGUAAAAAUCUUCCAGAAAUCGAAGCAUUGCUCGCCAACAAGUCUCUGUGGGCUUUCUGCACCCAUGACGACCCCUUUGUGCGUCGUUCCAUAUACGUUAUCUUGCGUUCAGCUAUAUCCCGCGAGCCAGCGUGGGUUGACUGGAAAGUCCUGAGUUCCGCCAUCAUCGGAAAGUCGCUAUCUUCACCACAGCUGGGAUCCGCUUCUGAACUUUCUGAGUCUGUCUUGCUCUUGACAUCCUCACGUCCGCAGAUAUGGACAGAUGACUACACAGGAAAGACUUCUGCGUCUAAGAGGCUGCGUCAGUACAUCCAAAAAGGAUCACAGGGAGGCCAUGGGAAUUUCUGGUCAAACCUUGACCAGAUCCUUAGAAUAAUUCCCCAAGGUGUGCUUGCGGGAGCGGAUAAAACAUCCACUGACGGAGUAAUCACGAUUUCAAGUGCAUCUGCUCUAACUGAGGCUUUCCAGGACGGCCUUACUUCUCGCGAAGAGCCGCGCCAAAAUCUCAGCAUUGGUUGGAAAACCUACGUUAGGAUUGGGGGCUGGCUCUCGACAGUUGUGCCCCAGGAGCAGCAACUCGAGUUCAUUCGGACCCGACUAUUUCCACUGGUGGUGAGCUACGUGCGACCUGACCCUGAGCAACCCCAGUGGAUCCUUCCUACACAAUUAGCCGAAGAGAUUUGUACGGACUGUAUCGCUACACUUGUCUCAAAUGGGCAGCAUGAAGGACUCCAAGCUCUCUGGAGGCAGCUUUCAAAUGAUUUACUGGAGGCUGUUAAAUUGUCAUCCCCAGAACAGUCAAAGGACUACCGCCCAUCUCAGGAUUCAAUCUGCUCCCAAUCGAAAAGGCUAUUUGCUUUGGUGCCUUCCAUCCUUUCACGAGCCUCGGGUGCCGAAAACGAAGCAACAGUUCAGAAAAUUUUCGAACAAUCAGCCUUGCUUCUUCUCGAAGGCUGUUUGCAAGUGCUCCAUUCGCGCAAUGGUAAGCCUUAUGGCGCUGCUGGAGUGGUCGAAGAAUGUGUUCGCAACAUGCCUUCAGUGGCAAAGGGCUCUCAUGAGCUCCUCCAAUUCAUCCAAAAUGAUGCGCCUGGACUUCUGUUCUCUCCCUCGGGCGAUCGCCUCAUUACAAUCAUUUUGGCCUGUAGGGAGUGGUAUGGCUUCUCUUCCAGUUUUGAGAGUGUUGUGGAAAGCGCAAUGGAGCUGGAGCCUGAGCAAUCGAAUGCCCAUAUCCUCCAAAGCCUACUAUCAAAUCUCGACUUCAACGAAAUUGGGGACAAAAACAAGUUGUCAUCUUUGAUUAUGCGGGCCCUAGACAAAUCCUUACGAGGGAGUCAUUCUCAUUGGUCUAUCAUCAUUUCGGCUCUUCGGAACCAGACCUCUCAGGGCCAAUUGAGAGAUCAGAUAUUCUUGUCGAUAAUCGAUGCAUUGUCUCAAGAUGAUAGGGUCUUUGAUGCCUUGCAUGGCCUCUCUCAUCUCGGACAGGCUGUUCCAUCCAUAGUCCGUGAAUUUCAGACAGGAACCCAUGGCUCAAAGCUGACUGCGAAGCUACUGUACUUGACGGAGUCCCCGUCAGAGGAGGUGGCAAGCCUGGCCGAGUCACUGAUGAAGUCUUUCAAGGAGACUGUGAUCGGAGAUACGAGCAACAAAUCGAAGAUCGAAAUCCUUCACAGUGAAUUCAAUCAUGUUAACGAAGAAUCUUUGUCAAUUGAGUCUCUCUUUGUGAUUGCAGAGGAGCUGUUGCAUGGCCUUGCAGCAGAUGAAUCAGACUAUACUGUCAAGGAUAUCUUGCCCUCUUCUGAUGCAUGGGAGAAUGCGAUGGGCCCCUUCCUUCAGCUUCCGCCGCGUGUUUCAACAGCUAUCACCAGCCCCUUGGGCGGCAUUGUUCAUCUUGUCCAGCGCGACAUUUCGGAUUCGUUCAAGGCAUUGUGGCUUGCCAUACCCCGUGACUCAAACCGUUGUUCCGCUGCAUUCCGCCUGGCAAGCUUUACGAUUCAUAUUUUGUCCUCCUUUAAAGUGAUUAAGAACCUGACCACCGAUGACCUCGAAAUUCUCAUGUACUACCUGCCAAUAGCCGUCCAGUUAAUCGAUGACGACCUGAGCAUCGAGCAUUGCAAUGGAAUCUCUGGGCUAACAUCGGCUACUCAACGUGAAGACUACCUUGAAACAGUCUUCAAAGGGCGGCAGAUCAUUAGCAAUUGGAUCCACGCGAAGGACCUCUUGACAUCUUCUUCAACUGUGACCGUUUCAUCUGCGCUGACUUCUUUCUGGGAGAACAAGCUGGAGAGUUUAAGCGGAAACUCCCCUGUCGACUACCGGAUUGGAGAGGCUUUCACCAAACUCAUGACCUCUAUAGAUGUCGUGGAGCAUCCUAAAUCGGCGGAUGAAAUUGCAAAAAUAUGCCGCGAGUCAAGAACGGCCAACGCCAUUCGUUCGGCGUCAUGGUUCGCUGUCUUACGAAGCUCAAUUCUCUCAAGCCCUGUCGGAAGCAGAGUUUGUAACGAGUUGGUCGCCGAUUCUACAGGGCUGAAACCCCUCGACCCCGGCUCUGAUGGAUUGCGAAAGCUUGCAUUGCUUAACAUCUUACUGUCUGGAGAAGAAAACUUUGUAUCGACUAUCGCAACGCAAAGAUUGGUCUUCCUUGCCAAGCAUCUGAUUGAAUGCCUUCACUCCGACAUGAAACUCCCAGGGCUGAAAGCCGAAAUUCUACGGACUUUAACAUUCAUUCUUCCAGGCCUCGCCGAAAUCUAUGGCUCACACUGGGAGGAGAGCAUGGAUAUUUUGAGCGUGAUAUUUAAAGAGACUAACGGCGGAGAAGAGGGACUGCCCCUUCUGUUCUCUUCGUUCAGAUUCUUCGCACGCCUGAAGUCUCUGGCGGAGGGAAACAGCAACGAUGAUCUUCAAGAUGCUUGGUCAGAGCGAAAGUCCGGACUGUUUAAUGAGGUGGCUUCUACCAUCGGAAACUUCGAUUCCGCAACUACAUUCCAUCAACCGCGCGACGUUGCUGUCGAGCUUUUGCGACGCCUCAUUGAAUCCAUACCCAUUGAGAAGCUUGAGGAUGUCAGCGGGGUCUUUGGCCUCCUCACUGCACAUAGUCGCUCCGUACAGCGCACUGCUUACACUAUCCUCCACCGUUUUAUUCCCCAGGCCCAGGAACAAGUCUCAUUUGACAUGGCUUUGUCUAAAGCUUCAGUCAGCCUCCCAGAUGAGCUCAUAUCAUUGUUGCUGGAGGCGCCUUCAAUGCAGAUGGUCAACGAGGCUUAUGGAGAUGACAAGAUGUGGACCACCAUACGGGCUUACCUUUUGAGCUGGAAAGUCGUGUUUGAUCAUUUCACUAAUGCUUCGCUUCCCGUCCAAGAGUUUUACACCACCAACAUCAAGGAGAACGAAGUCUUGACUCCACUGCUGGAGUUCACCUUUGACUUCCUUCAAAAGUCUCACGGCAAGAUCGUUGAUGCGUCUAAAUUUGACGUCCAAAACUUUGAACCAGAUCAGUCUGAGAAUGCUGAAAAGGAGACCGAAUGGCUGCUGAUCCAUCUGUACUACCUCUGUCUUCGCCACUUGGCAAACAUGACCAAGAAUUGGUGGAUUGACACCAAGAAACGAAUCAAGGGCCCGGUGGAAUCAUGGACAGAGAAACAUAUCUCCCCACUCGUGUCCGGAGAUUCCCUCGAAGGUGUUACAGAGUGGAUCUCCACACAAGAUCCUAACGAAGAGCGAGCAUUGAGUGUGAAGAUUUCGCCCAAGACAGCAGAGAUCAUCGCCAGCAUCCCCGUCGAUGAGGAAUCACCCCCAGUCUCCAUUUCGAUCUCUCUCCCACCUGCAUACCCACUCCACCCAGCACUGGUAGUCGGCCGUAGCCGAGUGCUUGUGGACGAAAAGAAGUGGAAGAAUUGGCUACUUACAAUCCAGGGUGUCAUCAUGUUUGCCAACGGUAACCUGGUUGAUGGUCUCCUCGCCUUCCGAAAGAACGUGCAAGGUGCUCUGAAGGGACAAAGCGAGUGUGCGAUCUGCUACUCGGUCAUCUCAACCGAUAUGCAGACCCCGAACAAGCGCUGUGCCACCUGCAAGAACACAUUCCACUCAGUCUGCCUGUUCCGAUGGUUCAAGAGCAGCAACCAGAGCACCUGCCCCCUAUGCCGCAACAACUUUGUAUAUGUUUGA
Messenger RNA from Penicillium subrubescens, 4878 nucleotides. RefSeq names its product ubiquitin-protein ligase RKR1. Gene Ontology annotation, cellular component: RQC complex; cytosol. The transcript is spliced from 8 exons. NCBI's taxonomy places the organism in Eukaryota, Fungi, Ascomycota, Eurotiomycetes, Eurotiales, Aspergillaceae. Bases 1 to 4878 code for a protein of 1625 amino acids. Gene Ontology annotation, biological process: rescue of stalled cytosolic ribosome; ribosome-associated ubiquitin-dependent protein catabolic process. Gene Ontology annotation, molecular function: zinc ion binding; ribosomal large subunit binding; ubiquitin protein ligase activity. The record is from RefSeq and is a predicted model, not a curated record.